AAGCGGCGCUGGGGAAGACGAGAGGGAAGAGGACGAUCCAGUUCGGGUUUCUCUUUAGGAAGCAAAGCAGUAAGCCGGCCAUGGACUUUGGGGGCCUGGAAACCGUGGUAGCCAACUCGGCCUACGUGUCGGCUCGCGGGAGCAUGGACGCCACCGCCGCCACCGCCAUGCGCGACAAGAGGAUGCGCGCCAGGCUCAAGCUGCCCCAUAUUAAGCAGUGCGAGGACCUGAAGACCACUCUGGACAUGAAGUUCUGCAGCAUCUGCAUCCAGCAGCCCAUUGGAAGGCGCCUCUUCCAGCAGUACCUGGAUGAUAGCGAGGUCCACAAGGCCGCCGGCGACCUCUGGAAGGACAUUGAGGACUACAGCAUCUCACAGGAGAGGGACCGUGUGCAAAAGGCCCAGAAGAUCGUCAACAAGUACUACGACUCAACCUCCAACACCUUCUGCAGCUUCCUGGAGGAAAAAGCCAUCAUCCGGGUCAAGGAGGACUACAGAAACAUCCGUGGCGAUCUGUUCAAGGAGAGUGAGGAACAACUCUUGAACCACCUGGAGGCCCAGGCCCUUCAGGGCUUCAAAGACAGCAUGUUCUUCUUACGCUACGUGCAGUUCAAAUGGCUGGAGAGCCAGACCGUCACAGAGGAGUGGUUUAUGGAUUUCCGGAUGCUGGGAAAAGGGGGAUUUGGGGAGGUAUAUGCCUGCCAGAUGAAGGCUACAGGUAAGAUGUAUGCCAACAAGAAGCUCAACAAGAAAAGGCUGAAGAAGCGGAAGGGCUAUGAGGGUGCCAUAGUGGAGAAGAGGAUUCUGGAGAAAGUGCAGAGUCGCUUCAUAGUGACGCUAGCCUACGCCUUUCAGACCAAGCAAGAGCUCUGCCUGGUGAUGACCAUCAUGAACGGGGGAGACCUCAGGUAUCACAUGUACAACGUGGAUGAGAAGAACCCAGGCUUUAGUGAGACCAGGGCCUGCUUCUACACAGCGCAGAUCAUCUGCGGCCUGGAGCACCUGCACCAGCACAGGAUCGUCUACAGGGACCUGAAGCCGGAGAACGUGCUGCUGGACGAUGCAGGUCAUGUGCGCCUCUCUGACCUGGGCCUGGCGAUUGAGCUGCCACCAGACAAACAUAAAACGAAGGGGUAUGCAGGCACACCAGGCUUCAUGGCUCCCGAGCUGCUGCAAAACCAGGAGUAUGAUUACAGCGUGGACUAUUUCACCCUGGGGGUGACACUGUUCGAGAUGAUCGCCGCCAAGGGGCCCUUCCGGAGUCGGGGCGACAAGGUGGACAACGACGAAGUGACCCGGCGCAUCCUGUCAGACCCAGUCUCGUACCCAGACAGCUUCAGCGGCGAGUGCAAGGACCUCUGCGAAGGCCUGCUGGAGAAAGACCCAGAGAUGCGUCUUGGCUUCAAGAACAACAGCUGUGAAGUGCUGAAAGACCAGCCCUUCUUUGCGGAGAUCAGCUGGGGCCGGCUAGAAGCAGGUUUACUGACACCUCCCUUCAUCCCCGACCCCAAGAUGGUGUACGCCAAGGACAUUGAAGAAGUGGGAGCCUUCAGCACCAUCAAGGGCGUGAUGCUCGACCAGAAGGACGUCGACUUCUACAACGAGUUUGCCUCGGGGAGCAUCCCCAUCCCCUGGCAGGAGGAGAUGAUCGAGACGGGCGUGUUCGGCGAGCUCAACAUCUGGGCAGAGAAGGACAAGCUACCCAGUGACUUGGACCCCGAUUUCAUGGAGGUUAAGGGCGGAGCUUGUGUGCUGCUCUGAAAGGAUUGUGGACCUCGAUAGAAAGGAGAACAAAGAUUAACAAGUGCGGUCGACAAGUGAUGCUAACGGGUUUGAUGCAACUUGGCUUUACUCCUUCUUGAUCUAUGUAAUUAACUCUCUAAA
Molecule: messenger RNA, 1883 nt
Organism: Brienomyrus brachyistius
Lineage: Eukaryota; Metazoa; Chordata; Actinopteri; Osteoglossiformes; Mormyridae
Gene: grk1b
Product: G protein-coupled receptor kinase 1 b
Exons: 8
Coding region: 81-1760 (559 amino acids)
Biological process (GO): protein phosphorylation; signal transduction; regulation of signal transduction
Cellular component (GO): cytoplasm
Molecular function (GO): ATP binding; G protein-coupled receptor kinase activity
Source: RefSeq, a predicted model, not a curated record